This is a messenger RNA of Drosophila innubila, 797 nucleotides long. RefSeq names its product ATP synthase subunit delta, mitochondrial (gene ATPsyndelta). The transcript is spliced from 4 exons. NCBI's taxonomy places the organism in Eukaryota, Metazoa, Arthropoda, Insecta, Diptera, Drosophilidae. Gene Ontology annotation, biological process: proton motive force-driven ATP synthesis. Gene Ontology annotation, molecular function: proton-transporting ATP synthase activity, rotational mechanism. The record is from RefSeq and is a predicted model, not a curated record. The coding region runs from base 161 to 634 and encodes 157 amino acids.
ACACCGUUCAUGGGUUCAGGGCUGCAAGUAUUCCUCUAAAAAGUUGGCAGCACUGUUCAGAAACGGAGCGACAACUUAACAGCGGCGCUGGUUACGAGCUGAACGACAGAAAUUCCAUAUUCUUUAUUUUCGCCACACUCCAAAUCAAUUAAAGAACAUAAUGUCGUUCGUGAAGAAUGCUCGCCUGUUGGCCGCGCGUGGCGCUCGUUUGGCCCAGAACCGUUGCUACUCGGACGAGAUGAAGCUGACGUUCGCCGCCGCCAACAAGACCUUCUACGAUGCCGCUGUGGUGCGUCAGAUUGAUGUGCCCUCGUUCAGCGGUGCCUUCGGUAUUCUGGCCAAGCAUGUGCCCACACUGGCUGUGUUGAAACCAGGCGUUGUUCAGGUCACCGAGAAUGACGGCAAACUGACCAAGUACUUUGUCUCCAGCGGAUCCGUAACCGUCAACGAGGAUUCCUCCGUGCAAGUGCUCGCCGAGGAGGCUCACAAUGUGGAGGACAUCGAUAUGAACGAGGCCAGACAACUGCUUUCCAAAUAUCAGUCGGAGCUCAGCUCAGCUAGCAGCGACAAGGCCAAGGCGGAAGCUGCCAUUGCCGUCGAAGUUGCUGAGGCGCUUGUCAAAGCUGCCGAAUAAAUAAAACAAGUCAACAACAACUAUAAUUAACAUAACAACAACCUUUACAACAACAUCCGCUGCUUGCAAUUGUGUUUAAAUUAAUGAAAUCAUAACUAAUUUGAAGCCCAAAAUUGUUAUGAAACAAAUAAAAACAAAAGCGAAUAUAUAUAAUAUAUCGUAA